UGGUGACUAGUCGAAACUCUUGAAGUGAGAAUUGUUUUGUUGACAGAAACUCAAUUCAACUCCUUCUCUUGCAUCAUUGUUUAUCUAAUUUAAAUUUUCUUCUAUUCCAAUUGUUAUCAACCAGUUAACGUUCUCAAAGUGUAAUUAAGUGUUAAAGUGAUUUAAUUGAUAGUCUACUCGGUGAUGGGCCUUCACUACACUGAGGUUGAUGUUUUCAUCGGCAGCAAUACAAUUAUCGAUGAGCAUAUUUACACUUGUUGGUUGGAUGGUUACACUCCCCAGGAAACGGCCAUUUUGGUUAAAGAAAAGGAGUGUAAUGUCCUUCGGGGAAUCCAUGAUGACCUGAUAAUCAGCGAUGUUCUCGAUCAAUUUAGAUUGUUUGGUUUAAUUGAGAGGUUACUUCAAUCACCUUCAAUGAUUGGACAAGGUUGGACUCUACAGAUUAAUGGUAAAACCAGGAGACUGUUGAUUGAGAAAUAUUAUGAAUUCGAUGAUUGUGUUAUUCGGGAAAUUUUGGGUAAAAAGUUAUCAUCUCGCAAUCGAACUGAAUUGAAAGAUGUUAGUGAGAAAACGUUGGUUGGCCUGAAAAGUUGCCGUCGUCAAUUUGAUAAUGUUAAACGCGUUUACAAAGCGGUUGAAGAUGUUGCUGGUAACCUAAUUUCCAAUAUUCAAAAUAACUUUCGACUCUCGGAGCGAUUAGCUAAAAGAUAUGCGACCGUUGUUUAUAUUGCGAAUAACAGAUUCGAAACGUCCAAGAGAAAAAUUAAUUAUCUUAAAUUUGCUGAUUUUCAUCAUUGUGCUUACCAAAUGAUGAUUAACUGGUCGUGUAAAAAUCCUGAAUGUAAAUAUGAAGAAUCGCCGAUGGACAUUGAUCGAGAUUUUCUUCAAGAUUUAAGGGAAUUGAAGGUUCUUCUUGAACGGGAAUAUAUGGAUGACCACAAGAUGAAUUUCAUGAGAGAAAUGAAAUCCCGUGGGUUGGAAAGGAUGGAGAAAUUGGACAAACAGAUCACCGAUCUUGAUGGAUUGUUCAAAACCACUUCGAGAAGUAUAAUCAAUAUGGCUUUUCGUUUGAAUCAGUCCAAAGAAGUGAGAGAUUUAUUUGUUGACAUUGUCGAUAAAAUAAUCGAACCAUUUAAAUCUGUUAAAAUGUCCAAAAGUGAUCUUGAGAUUUUCCUUAAGGUUUACAUGGAAUCACCAAAGAACAUAGAAAUUUUCACCAAAAAUAGUGACCUUUGGAUAGUCUGGUUACGUUACAUGAGAACAUUGAACAGUUGUAUCAUUCAAAUGUAUCACUAAUCGUUUGACAAUCAAAUCAACAAAUCAACAAAUCAUCAAUUCUUCAUAAUCAUUGCAACGAAAAAAAAAUUUUUUUUUUCUUCUUCUUGUCAACCUUUUUUCCCUUAAUUUUUAUUCCCAAUCAAAUGUUAAUUGCUCCAAAAUACACAUUUAUUACUCCACCAACGGGGAAAACUAAUAGUCGAUAAUAAAUCUAAUCAACGAUCAAAUUUA
Panonychus citri (citrus red mite) is the source of this 1509-nucleotide messenger RNA. It is a transcript of the gene Fibp, whose product is annotated as acidic fibroblast growth factor intracellular-binding protein B-like. The coding region runs from base 184 to 1296 and encodes 370 amino acids. The transcript has a single exon. Gene Ontology annotation, cellular component: nucleus. The record is from RefSeq and is a predicted model, not a curated record. Lineage: Eukaryota; Metazoa; Arthropoda; Arachnida; Trombidiformes; Tetranychidae.